AGAAUUAAAAAUUUCUCGUUAUCGAUGAGUUUUCACUUUUUUUUCUGGCUGGAUUUUGCAGGCUUACAGCGACGAGUGAUAUAAAAGCCUCAGAAGUUGAACUCUAUCAGUAUGACAUUCAACAAAAUGCGCUCCCCAAUCGUUUGGAUUACUUUGGCACUCUGUGUUGUUCUGUGUGCUAUUGAGGUUCGUUCCGGACCAGUGGACCAUCAGGACCUGAGAAUUACUUCUAAGGAUUACACUCUCAGAUCAGGAAGACAGGAACCGUACGAUGAAGAUUCCGGCGAAGAAAAUGAUGAUGGCAGUAAUGAAGAAGGUGGUGAUGACGCUGGAGAAGGCGACGACGAUGAUGGAGAAGAUGAAGGAAGACGUCUCAAAGGCCGCCACGUGAGAGAAGCCUCACAAAAACCACUCCUUGUCAAUAAUGACGAGACCGAUGAAGAAAGUGUCAUUCCGACUACUGACGCACCCAACACCGACAAACCAACCAAGAAACCAUCAUCGGUGCUCCUUUUACUGAGCACAGCUUUGGAUAAGGCCAUCGCUGCCACAACAAAACUCCCUACCCAACAAAUGGCCAGUGAUGCUGCCAGUGUUUUCUUGCUACUCGGUCAAGUUUUCAGUGAGGCUAUUGACAAGGUGAUCGGUGACGAUGGUCCCGAGGAAGGUGUUACAGAAAUAACAGGAUUAACAGAUGCCACCGAAGAGACUCCAUCAUCGGCUGCUUUAGUUGAAGAACUCACACAACUUCCCUUUAUUGGUCAAUCAGAGAAAGUUGAAAAACAACCAUCCCAACCACAGGUUGAAUCUAGUCAGAGUGAAUUGAAAUUUCCUAGUUCGUAGCUUUUGAUUUAAAUUAGACCAAUAAAUUAAAUUAUUUAUUUAUUUAUGCGUAAAAAAAAUUAAAAAUA
Eupeodes corollae is the source of this 911-nucleotide messenger RNA. RefSeq lists its product as uncharacterized. NCBI's taxonomy places the organism in Eukaryota, Metazoa, Arthropoda, Insecta, Diptera, Syrphidae. The record is from RefSeq and is a predicted model, not a curated record. The transcript has 2 exons. The coding region runs from base 112 to 843 and encodes 243 amino acids.